Molecule: messenger RNA, 2084 nt
Organism: Dermochelys coriacea (leatherback sea turtle)
Lineage: Eukaryota; Metazoa; Chordata; Testudines; Dermochelyidae
Gene: CDKAL1
Product: CDK5 regulatory subunit associated protein 1 like 1
Exons: 18
Biological process (GO): tRNA methylthiolation
Cellular component (GO): endoplasmic reticulum
Molecular function (GO): tRNA (N(6)-L-threonylcarbamoyladenosine(37)-C(2))-methylthiotransferase activity; 4 iron, 4 sulfur cluster binding
Source: RefSeq, a predicted model, not a curated record
GCCAGCCUCGCUCUGGCAGGGGGUGUGUUUCUGUGGAGCUGAGGGCCCCCGGUACGGAAUAGUUUGUCCGCCCUGGGAGCCCGUCGCGGCUGCGACGUUUUGACGUGUGAAGGGGCGGGGCGCCGGUGGGCAUGAUGGUGGAGUCCAGCUGAGCGCGCGGGCUGGGAGAUACUUUAUUCAAGAGAACUUAAGACGCAUUGCAUAAAUCAAGAACUCGAAGCUGAGUUUUCACUUUGUUGAGAUUGUUGCUCAUAAGAGAUAUGGUACUGAUUGUUUUAUUCAUGAUGCCUGCUGCUUGUGAUUCACUGCUUGAAGAUAUUGAGGAUAUUGUGUCAGCACAAGAUGUGAAACCACAUGACCGACAGUUUGCACGAAAGAAUGUUGUUCCUAAAGUGCGAAAACGCAAUUCACAAAAAAAUGUUCAGGCAGAUGAUGAUCCACCAAGCGAUAGCAUUAUUCCCGGUGCACAAAAAAUCUGGAUACGCACAUGGGGAUGUUCUCAUAAUAAUUCAGAUGGAGAAUACAUGGCUGGACAGUUGGCUUCUUAUGGGUACAAAAUUACAGAACAAUCUGAACAUAUAUCCAUUGUCUUACUGAACACAUGCACAAAAAAAGGAGAAAUUAAUUCUCACUUUUAAAAAAAUCAUUUUAGGAAAGCCCAAGAAGACGACAAGAAAGUGGUUCUAGCUGGAUGUGUUCCACAAGCCCAGCCUCGUCAAGAUUACCUCAAAGGUCUGAGCAUUAUAGGGGUUCAGCAAAUAGAUCGUGUAGUAGAAGUUGUGGAGGAAACUAUUAAAGGUCACUCUGUGAGACUGCUGGGUCAGAAAAAAGAUAAUGGAAAACGGUUGGGGGGAGCUCGAUUGGAUUUGCCAAAGAUUAGGAAGAACCCACUGAUAGAAAUCAUUUCCAUCAAUACAGGGUGUCUCAAUGCAUGUACCUAUUGCAAAACCAAGCAUGCCAGAGGAGACCUAGCAAGUUAUCCAGUUGAAGAACUAGUGGACAGAGCCAAACAGUCUUUUCAAGAGGGUGUUUGUGAGAUAUGGCUGACCAGCGAAGACACAGGGGCUUAUGGCAGAGACAUUGGCACAGACCUUCCUACGCUUCUGUGGAAGCUGGUUGAAGUUAUUCCUGAGGGAGCUAUGCUGAGACUUGGCAUGACAAAUCCUCCCUAUAUUUUAGAGCAUCUGGAGGAAAUGGCAAAGAUUCUCAAUCAUCCAAGAGUAUAUGCUUUUCUUCACAUACCAGUCCAAUCUGCUUCUGACAGCAUACUCAUGGACAUGAAAAGAGAAUAUGGUGUGGAAGACUUCAAACGGGUAGUGGAUUUCCUUAAAGAAAAAGUGCCUGGAAUAACAAUUGCUACAGACAUCAUCUGUGGUUUUCCAGGGGAGACAGAUGAAGAUUUUCAAGACACCAUGAAACUUGUAGAAAAGUACAGGUUUCCAAGCCUCUUUAUUAAUCAGUUUUACCCACGUCCAGGGACUCCUGCUGCAAAAAUGCAUCAAGUUCCAGCCCUAGUGAAAAAGCAAAGAACAAAGGAUCUAUCCCAACUGUUUCAUUCAUACAAUCCUUAUGAUCAUAAGGUUGGCGAGAGACAGAGAGUUCUAGUAACAGAAGAAUCUUUUGAUUCCCAGUUUUAUGUUGCUCACAAUCAGUUCUACGAGCAGGUUCUCGUGCCAAAGAACCCUGAAUUCAUGGGUAAAAUGGUAGAAGUGAAUAUUUAUGAAGCAGGGAAACAUUUUAUGAAGGGGCGGCCAGUGUCAGAUGCCAAUGUGUUCACUCCAUCCAUCACCAGACCGCUAGCAAAAGGACAGGUUUCCGGUAUAACAGAGGAGUUCAGAUAUGUGCUGGAAAAUGGCUUGAAUUUGAAAGCAUGCCCUUCUGCUGGAAUCCGAGAAAAAGCAUCCUUGAGUUCCAGGAAGGUGAUGCAACUUCCUUGGCAGCAAGAAGGAGGUGGACUGAAGAUGCUGUCUGUCAGCCUGGCUUUACUGGCAAUUCUUGUUACUUUUUAUUAUGGAGGUGUUUAAAUAGAACACUGAACUGAAAGAAGCUUUUGUGAACAAAAAUAAAGUGCUGAUUAAAAUCUU